AUUAGUUCGCGAGCUCCGCCCAUUCUUAAGAUGGCUUUUUGCAGUGCUUUGUUGAAUGGUCGUUUCUGUUCCUCUCGUUUGUCUCCUCUGAUAAGUGAGCGGUCAUUAGCGACUAGCCAUCAUGCUGCCUGGUACAAGGAGAGCUUGGAGCAUCCUGAGGAGUUUUGGGGGCGACUAGCAAGAGAGAGACUCCGUUGGAUGAAGCCUUUCACUAAUGUUAUGGAUUGCUCAUUGAAAGAUGGACACUUUCGUUGGUUUGAAGGAGGAAAGCUAAACAUGUCAGACAAUUGUCUUGAUCGAAUUGUUGAGAAAGACCCUGAUCGUUUGGCAUUAAUUUGGGAGAAGGAUGAACCAGGACAGCAGGAGUACAUCACAUACCAAGAGCUCAAAAAUUUGACUUGUCGAGUGGCCAACACACUCAAGUCCCAAGGUGUCAAGAAAGGAGAUGUGGUUGCUAUUUAUAUGCCAGUCUCACUAGAAGCAGCUGCUGUGAUGUUAGCAUGCACUCGUAUUGGGGCAGUACACAGUGUUGUAUUUGCUGGCUUUAGUCCAACAGCACUUAAGAAUAGGAUACUUGAUGCAUCAGCAGAGACUGUCAUUACGACAGACGAGGGAGUAAGAGGAGGAAAGACAAUCCCACUCAAGCAGACAGUGGAUGCAGCUGUCUCUGAUUGUCCUUGUGUUAAAAGAGUGUUGGUAGCCACUCGGACUGGAGCCGAUGUAGCCAUGAAGGAUGGCAGAGACUAUAAACUAGAUGAACUGAUGAAAGGAGAAUCCCCAGAGUGUCCUCCUGAACCUAUGGACAGUGAGGACCCAUUGUUCAUGCUAUAUACUUCAGGCAGUACUGGUAAACCUAAGGGGAUCCUUCACGCACAUGCUGGGUAUAUGCUCUAUUCUGGACUAACACAACAAUAUGUAUUUGAUUAUAAAGUUGGUGAUAUAUUUGCUUGUGUUGCUGACAUUGGUUGGAUAACUGGUCACUCUCAUGCACUCUAUGGCCCACUCAUUAAUGGAGGGACAUCGGUUUUAUUUGAGAGUCUACCGAUAUAUCCUGAUCCUGGUCGGUACUGGGAGAUGGUUCAGAGGCUAAAAGUGACCCAGAUUUAUUUGGCUCCGACUUCACUUCGACUAUUACUAAAAGCAGGCGAUAGUUACGUAAAGAAAUAUGACAGAUCAACUCUAAGGACUCUAGGAUGUGUUGGUGAGCCACUAAAUGAUGAAGCUUGGAGAUGGUAUCAUAAAGUGGUGGGUGAAGAGAGAUGUACUGUUGUAGACACAUGGUGGCAGACUGAGACAGGAGGUAUCAUGAUAGCACCACGUCCAUCUUCCUCUGACUCCACUCCUAAAGCAGGAUACCCUAUGAGCCCAUUCUUUGGUAUUGAUCCAGUCCUCCUUGAUAACAAUGGUAAAGAAAUAACUGGUAAUGAUGUCAGUGGAAACCUUUGCAUCAGAAACCCUUGGCCAUCCAUUGCUAGGACCAUUUAUGGUGAUCAUGAGAAAUUCCUUAACACAUACUUCACAAAUUAUCCUGGUUAUUAUUUCACUGGUGAUGGUGCAUACAGAGAUAAAGAUGGUCACUACAAGAUAACUGGGAGGAUUGAUGAUGUCAUUAAUGUGAAAGGGCACAGAAUUGGAACUGCUGAAAUUGAGAGUGCACUAGAUCAUGAUUCACGUGUAGCAGAAUCAGCAGUUGUUGGAUACCCUCAUGAAAUAUUUGGAGAAGGUAUAUAUGCUUAUGUUAUACUUAAAGAUGGUGUGACUGAUAAUGAAGAUGACAUCAAGAAGGAUCUUGUUCAACUAGUUAAGUCACAAAUUGGCUCAUUUGCUGCUCCUCAAUUCAUUCUUAUAACUCCUGGACUGCCAAAGACACGCUCUGGUAAGAUCAUGAGGAGAAUCCUUCGUAAGAUAUCAGCAAAUGAAACAGAAGAGCUUGGUGACAUUACCACCCUAGCUGAUCCAUCAGUAGUGGAAACUAUACUCACCAAACACGACAGCACCACCUCCUCCACCCACAAUUGAAGAAUUUACGGACAAUUUUAAUUUUUGUGAUUGACUAAUUAUUAUUUCAUUAAUCAAUAAACACUGAAUGACAGUAUUGAUGG
This is a messenger RNA of Amphimedon queenslandica, 2102 nucleotides long. RefSeq names its product acetyl-coenzyme A synthetase 2-like, mitochondrial. Gene Ontology annotation, molecular function: AMP binding; acetyl-CoA synthetase activity. Gene Ontology annotation, cellular component: mitochondrion. Bases 31 to 2019 code for a protein of 662 amino acids. NCBI's taxonomy places the organism in Eukaryota, Metazoa, Porifera, Demospongiae, Haplosclerida, Niphatidae. The transcript has 14 exons. The record is from RefSeq and is a predicted model, not a curated record.